Molecule: messenger RNA, 7813 nt
Organism: Camelus dromedarius (Arabian camel)
Lineage: Eukaryota; Metazoa; Chordata; Mammalia; Artiodactyla; Camelidae
Gene: PGAP4
Product: post-GPI attachment to proteins GalNAc transferase 4
Exons: 2
Coding region: 698-1909 (403 amino acids)
Biological process (GO): GPI anchor biosynthetic process
Cellular component (GO): Golgi membrane
Molecular function (GO): glycosyltransferase activity
Source: RefSeq, a predicted model, not a curated record
GGUCGGUCGGCAACUCGCAGGUCACAUGGCCUGCCAGAGCUAGGGGACCUCGCGCAGGAGCUGCGCCGUGGGAGGAGGUGAGGCUUCCCCGCGCACCCAAACCCGGCUGAAACGGGCCUCAGGGACCGGCUAUGGAUCCUCCAUAGAAGAUGAUCAAGACAGCCUAGGCGACACCAGCAGACGCCUUCUGCGUGCGCAGGAAACCGAGAUGACCGCCCUCACUGGGUAGGUUUCCGCCGCGCAAUAUCUGUCCAGCUUUUUUGGCAUCGUGACUAGAGCGCCCACCCCAGAGAUGUCCUCAGAGCUAGGAGACAAGGAUUAGGGUUGCCGUGGCUGGCACACGGAAAGCAGCUGAAGGGGCUGGCGCAGUCUUGGGAGGCACUGCGUCCCCAGCGGUGCGCUCUGGGCCGGCAGGCUUCGCUGCUGCUCCGCUUGUGGCGCUGGCUGCUUCCUGCCGGACGACUGCGGGGACCCCAGAAAGGCGUUCCCCGUGCGGCCAGGGCUGGCAUCCGCGCAGGGGUGAUUGAAUGUCGCAGCGAAGGCGCCUCCCUAUCACUCGCCCGCUUGAGUGGCGCGGCGAGGCCGACAGAAAGGCGCGAGCCGGGUGUGUGCCAGUCCAGGUUUGACUUGCACUGAUUUUGGCCUGUGAUCCAGGAUGAUUUGUUCUUGGGACCAGACCUGACCAGAAGUUGACCUCAUGAGCACUUCAACCUCUCCAGCUGCCAUGCUCCUCCGGAGGCUGAGGCGGCUCUCCUGGGGCAGCACUGCUGUCCAGCUCUUCAUCUUAACGGUGGUGACUUUUGGCUUGCUGGCCCCCCUGGCCUGUCACCGGCUCCUGCACUCCUACUUCUACCUGCGCCACUGGCAUCUGAACCAAAUGAGCCAAGAGUUCCUGCAGCAAAGCUUGAAAGAGGGUGAAGCUGCCCUCCACUACUUUGAGGAGCUGCCCUCUGCCAAUGGCUCAGUGCCCAUUGUCUGGCAGGCCACGCCCCGCCCCUGGCUGGUCAUCACCAUCAUCACUGUGGACAGGCAACCUGGCUUCCACUACGUCCUGCAGGUGGUGUCUCAGUUCCACCGGCUACUUCAGCAGUGCGGCCCCCAGUGCGAGGGGCACCAGCUCUUCCUGUGCAACGUGGAGCGGAGCGUGAGCCACUUCGAUGCCAAGCUGCUGUCCAAGUACGUCCCUGUGGCCAACCGCUAUGAGGGCACUGAGGAUGACUACGGUGACGACCCUUCGACCAACUCAUUUGAGAAAGAGAAGCAGGACUAUGUCUAUUGCCUGGAAUCCUCCCUGCAGACCUACAACCCAGACUACGUCCUGAUGGUGGAAGACGACGCCGUCCCAGAAGAGCAGAUCUUCCCAGUCUUGGAGCAUCUUCUGCGGGCUCGGUUCUCGGAGCCACACCUCAGAGAUGCCCUUUAUCUAAAGCUCUAUCACCCCGAGAGGCUCCAACACUACAUCAACCCGGAGCCCAUGCGGAUCCUGGAGUGGGUCGGUGUCGGCAUGCUGCUGGGGCCCUUACUAACCUGGGUAUACAUGCGUUUUGCCAGCCGGCCGGGGUUUAGCUGGCCCGUCAUGCUCUUCUUCUCCCUGUAUAGCAUGGGUCUGGUUGAGCUGGUGGGCCGGCACUAUUUCCUGGAGCUGCGGCGGCUGAGUCCUUCCCUGUACAGCGUGGUCCCUGCUUCGCAGUGUUGCACCCCGGCCAUGCUCUUCCCUGCCCCCGCGGCCCGCCGGACCCUCACCUACCUGUCUCAGGUGUACUGUCACAAGGGCUUCGGCAAGGACAUGGCACUGUACUCACUGUUGAGGGCCAAAGGGGAGCGGGCCUAUGUGGUGGAGCCCAACCUCGUGAAACACAUCGGGCUCUUCUCCAGCCUCCGGUACAACUUUCACCCCAGUCUGCUCUAGCCUGCCAAGAAGUGCCUUUCUGAAAUUGGCCACUUCUUGGAGAUUCAACUAUUGCGCUCUUUAUUUGGACACGGUUGCUUGCAGAAAUUUCAUUGUUUAAGGUUGCUAGGGAUAUAGGCACUGGAAUGGCUGAGGAACAUACAAGUCAAGAAUUGCGGCUUUGGUAACUCACUGGCAGGAGCAAACUGUUCACUGGGGGUCCAGACCUCUCUCCCUCCACACAGCCACACUGCCUCAUGCAGUCCAACCCACCCAAUGAGGGAAAUUUAAAUACCAGUUAUAUUCUCCAAUUAUUUUUCGCUCUGCUUCUGUGAUAGAGCUUGUGACUGCCAAAAAUUUUGUGCACAGUGAUAUGACUGGUUUAGGAUUUUAAGGGAGAAUUUGGCGAAAGGUGAGAUUCUUUUGCAGUGACUUCUUUCUCACUGGGAAUGAGAAUGGAUGUAUGUUUAGAAUAUAUGUCUCAAGAGGCAGGACCAUGUUGAUAGAUUGUAUUUGUUUCCUUGACCUGGUGUAAUAAAAGCCGUGUAGGGCCUGGAAUCUUGGAGGCAGGUGACCUGGCUUCUGUUACCUGGCGUUUUCUUUUCCACACAUCUGUGGUGCACUAAUAAUCAGUUUUGUUAGUGAGAACUUUAAGGCACAGCAAGAUCUGGAAGCACCUUCUAGAUCAUCAAUCAGAUUGCUUGUGUGUUUAGUGGUGAUUUAAUAUUGAAGACUUCUAUCAUAUUCUGAUUCUUUGAAAAUUGGACAUUGGAGAAUGAUAUAGAAUGAAUGAGCUCUUUACUAAUAGCAUAUCCUUUUCCCUAACUUUGCUGGCUAACCAUUCACCCUCAUUUCUUUUUUAGUCUAUGUAGCAUGAUGUUAUAAAGAAAUAGCAUGGACUGUGAAGUCAGAAGACCUGAAUUUUUAUUUCAGAUCUCUGUCGUGUCCUAGUGAUGUGAACUUGGGCAAGUCACAAGCACUCUGAGUCUCAGUUUUUUCACCUGUAAAAUGAGGACAGUGAUAUCUACCUUUUAAAGUUUCCUUGAGGAUUUAUUUUAGUAGUUUAUUUAAAAAAUUUUUUAUUGAAGUAUAUAGUUGGUUUACAAUGUUGUGUUAAUUUCUGGUGUAUGGCAUAGUGAUUCAGUUAUACAUAUAUAUAUACAUGUAUAUUCCUUUUCAUAUUCUUUUUCAUUUUAGGCUAUUACAAGGUAUUGAAUAUAAUUCCCUGUGCUAUACAGUGGGACCUUGCUGUUUAUUGCCUUGGGGAUGAAGUGACAGAAUAUAUGUAAAACACCUAGCUUAGCUCAUAGAGGGCACUUGGAAAAUAUUAGUUCCUUCUUUCCUGUAAUAAGCAUAUAAAAUGCAAGUGUAUUUUGGAUAAAAAUAGUGAUAUUAUUUAAAGGGCGUAGGGCUGACACCUACAGAGCAGCUGUUCCAGAGCAAACACUGCUAGAAGAAAGGCUACUUUUCACUGUGACUUCAGAAGGAUAAGCAGUGCAGUUUCAGGUAGCCCCACCUCCAACCAAGCCCCAGAUAAGAAUUGUUCAUUCAAACUGGAAAUGACUUGAGACUCUUCUUGAGCUUAUUCCAAGACUAGUGUCUGAAAAUUACUCUUCUCAAAAGUUACAAAUAAAUGUCAUUUGAUAAUACUUAUCAAAUUAGUGGCCAACAAGUCCCUUUAUCAGGAUGGAUGAUUAGAGUUGAAGCAGUUGUCCGCUUCGUUUCAGUGCCACGUCUUCCAUUUGUUUUUAAGCUUCCACAGUGAGCUUCCAUCUUGGGAUCUGCUCGAAAACACUGAGGGAAUCUACAGGAGUUCACCACUCUAUAUAGAUGAAAAAACUGAGGUCCAGAGAUGUUAAAGGAUUUCACAGGUUCAUACCGCUGAAAAGCGGCAGAGAGGGCUGGAACGUAGCUCUUUUCUGACUUCCAGCCCUAGCACUUUUUUCCUAACCAUAUUCAUUUUAUAAAUAUCUAUGUAGUCAAAUUCUCUUUUGUGAAAUCUGAUUGUCACCUGGACUAAAUAAUGUCUCUGUAAGCUAAGAUGGUAAAAACUCACUAUCAUGUUGGUCUUGGGGAACAAACAGGUGUCAGUGUGUGUUGUGUUGUUAUAGUGAGCUGUUAUGUGUGCUCCCAGGAAUGUCCAAACUGAUCAGAGCUACUAGAUGACAUUGAGAUGUUCAGAUACCACCUCUUCAUUCCUCCUCUCCCAGUAAUUGGUCCAGCCCCAUGUUUGAGAAUGGAAACACCCCCAACCUAGAGCUUACUAGAGUUUGUUGCGUUAAUGAUUGGAUCUCCUUGUGAAAAUGUGUCUAAUGAUAGGACAUCUAAGCUAGCCUAGCCCCAAAUUGGAAUCAUUGUUGGUUUCCAGUUCUGCUCUUUCUAAUUCAGUUGUCUGCUGCACGUAGACAUCCUUCCCCUGAUUCCUUCAUUCUGGGUGGCUAAGAUUGUCUUUGCCUUGUCUAAUUUCUCUGCCUACAUACUAAGACAUCUUCCCUCAUUGAUCUUAACUAGAGCCUGCCAUCCUUGGACAUUUUCUGCAGAAGCAGAAAUCCUACCCACUUUCAUCCCUAUCCACUUCUAGUUCUCCCUCCCCUUUGUCCCUCAUUCCUAGAGUCCAAAUUGUGUAUGUUGUCCUGGAUUAGGACAGCUGACAGCUUUACACCAAAGCUGAAGCCUCUCGUUUGAUCCCAAACAAGGGGGCAAGGGGAAAACUAAAGUCCCCUUUUGAUAUUAACGGACAUAGGUUACCAAGAGGGUGAAGGUCUCUAACAGUUCUGCUUACCUUUCAAAAUUUAAAUUAUUUCUCAUUAUUAUUCUUCAGGCCUAAGAAGCUCCCUAUUGUGACUGAGUGUAUUCGCAUAGACAUAUCAGUUCAAAUAAAUGCACCCGUUCCACUGAGGCAUCCUGAGAAGACUUUUGUCCUUCUCCCUUGUUUUAAAUGGAUAGGUUUUUCUGAUGUGGCCAAUAGUAUUGAACCCACACACACUAACACUAUUUUGGAGUCUCGAGGUAGCCAUCCAAAAGUAUGGGAUGUUUGCUUAAAAAUUCAUAACUGAUUUUGUUGUAUUUCUUAAAUGGAAGAACUUUGCAUUCUUUUUUAGAGAAAAAAAAAACGUUGAGACUAUCAUAGAGCAACUGGAGAAUACAAAUGGGAUGAAUAUGAUAGGAUUAAUUUAAUUUACCUUGGAUACAUUCCUCAUUUGGGAGGAUUUAUUUAAUUGGCAAUUUAAUUUGGGUUGAGGCAUUCCAAUUGGAGUUGAUUAUUGUGGGAUUUUAUAUACACUAUAAUGCACUAUGAAUUAUAGUAACAUAUAUAAAAUUGGGUAAUUUUAAGUCACAUGAAUACUUGAAUAAUUUUAUCCCAACUACAAUGAAUUUGCUGAGAACACUCAUUAACUGGCACUGGUUUUUUAGGUUGGAUUUUGUUUGGAAAGCCUUUGGGACUACAUCAAAGGUGAUUGGAAAUUUAAUUUUAAAGUACUUAAUAUAACUGCAAUGGAGAUGUACUGUGGCUUCUAAGUCGUUCCAGUACUUGGAUUGCAACAUUGUUGUGAGUCAUCCAUCACUCUGUGGUGAUUGGGAAGUUUUGGUUUAAAAUUUAACAGAUUUGCUUAAUCUUUUUUCUAACUACCUACACAGAAACACAGAUGAGUGAUUUUUUUUAAAGCAUCUAUAUUAACAAUUGGGGGGUAAAAACAGAUGCAAAUCCAAAGGCAAAUGAUGAAUUUAUCAAAAAAAGAAACAAUAAACGGGUAAGUAUGUGUAAGUAUGCACAAGUACGUAGGAAUGGAGUAACUCAGAGAGACGGAAAAAGAGGACAGAGAUGUAGAGUGAUGUAGAGGGUCUCACAUUUGUCAUAUGUGUGUCCCAAACUCCCUUAUGUAAUAAAUCCUUUAUGUCUUCUCCACUGCCAUGAAGUCUUUAUAUGACCAGCCUAUGGAGAAUACAAAGGAACUAAACAAUGGAUAGUCAGUGUUCUAGAUAAAUAAUUCAUCACUCUGCUAGGACCUGGCUUCCUGUUGCAUUUAGAAUAAAAUCCAAAUCCCUACAUUACCUGCAGGGCAGAUGUGACCUGGCACUGCAAACCUCUCUGACUCAUGUCUUACCAUUCCCACCCUUGUUCUCCAAGCUCUAACCACACCUGAUUUCUUUCACUUCCUUGGACUUGUUACACUGAUUCUCACUGCAGAAUGACUUUGCACUGUCAUUCUGUCUGGAAUGCUUUUCUUUUAACAGAAUCUUUCCUAUAAUUUAGAUCUCAAUUAAAUAUUAAAUCUACCCCCCCCCCAACAGACUUUCCAUCCCAUCUAAAGCAGUAUUUCCCUUUCCCAAUUCCCAGGUCAUCUAUCACAUUACCCAGUUUGAUUUCCUUCAGAUCUCUUGUUAUUCCUUGAAAUUCUUCUAUUUACUAUUUUGUUUUUUCCCCCUCCAUUCUCCCCCCACCCCCACCUAUAGAAUAUAAGCUCUACAAUAUCGGGGGUCUUCUAGGUUUCAUUCAAUCUAUCCCUAGAACCUAGAGCAAUACCUGACACAUAGUAGGAAAUGAGAGAGAGAGAGAGAGAUGGGAGUAAUGGGGGGAAGGAAAGAAGGAAGGAAGGAGGGAGGAAGGGAGGGAGGGAAGGAGGGGAGAAAAAGAGCAGAGGGAUCCACAGUGGAAGUACCUACAACAAAGGAUACUGAAAGAAGAGAAAUGGGACUAGGGAAGAAAAUUAGGAGAGGAGCAAAGAGAGAUCCAGGUAGUGAGGGUUGGUUACAGUGUACAAUUUUUACACCUGUAAAAAGAAAUUUUUAUGUGCAUUCCAGACAAAGGGAAUGGCAAGUGCAAAAAGGAACUUUUUACACCACCACACAGCUACUUUUUCUUUGUUGCUAGGGUUUUGUUUCCAGUGUGUGUGUUGGGGGUUGUGUGUGUGUGUUGGGGGUGGGGGGGGGUCCCCUGUGUGUUAUUCUCAUGGGAGGGCUGGGUUUCCUCCUUCAGGAUUCAACUGCUGCAUCUUCCUGGUGUUGCCAACAGGAGCCAUCUAGACGUGAACACCACCCCUGGUGGCUCCGCAGCUUAUUCAAGGACUUUUAGGCAAGAGGCUGGAAAGAGAAUGAAGGAAAGAUCACCACCUUCUCCCAAUGAACCUUUCUCAAGUUCUGUCAGUAAGUGGAGGGAGGGUUUUAGUCUUACUGUGUAGCUCUGGGUGAUAGGGGUGGCCUUUGGCAAAACGUUAUAUGACUUAGCACAAACCCAGGUUAGAGAAGUAAACCUUUCCAGAGGCUGGGUGGGAGGGACAGGAAACUCUCUUUAAGGAUCAUUUUUCUGGUACAUGACUUGGGCGUCCUUUGUGUUCUGUAGCUUUGUUUAAACGUGAGCGAGUUGAGUCCUCUGCAAAAUUCAUGCCUUGGCAACUUGUUAGACAAUGUACUCCACCCCAGUUUGUUUUUAUCCAGGAAAAAUGUAAACCCUGGCACCACUCUGACCCGGGGACCUUGGUUGCUUGUACAGGUCAGUAGCCCAUACUUUUGAAACACAAAUCAACCAGUGUGUGUAGAUUUCUUUGUAGCAACAUGUUUAGGCAAAUCCUCUUGUCCUUCUCAACCAUAUCCUUUUUCCAGCCCCAGUACAUAUACAUCCAGAAUCCAUAAUGAGCUGGGGUUCAGCAAAAGCAGCUUGGCUUCCCUCUGGCUCCCCCUCCAGUGAGGUUUAUGAUAAAGGAGAGGUAGGAUUAAAUCUUGUUCCUGCAGUGUACAUGUAGAAUACUCUUUUAAACAAGAAAAAGAAAAAGCAACCACAUUUUAAAAGUUAUAAAAAAAAAUGGUAUGUGUCUCAUUCAAAAUUAUAGUUCAUGUAUUUUCUGCAAGGAAUUAUGUCAAGCAAAGUAAAUCUAAAUUUAGCAUUUUAUCCCCAUCUGAAUAAAUGCCUAAGUCAUAUUAGCAAUA